AUUUUCCCCGUCAACACCAUGUCCCUCGUCCAGCGCCGCGCCGCGCUCGCCGCCAUCAGCGCCUUGGUGAGCGACGCUGCGUCGAUGCCACUGCACUGGAUCUACGACGACAGCGAGCUCGCGCAGCGCAUUGCCGGCAAAGACCCGGCCUUUCUGUCGCCGCCGGCCAACAAGUAUUACAACUACGCCGACGGUGCGCUCUCGCCGUACGGCGAUGAAAUCGUGCCGCUGCUCCAGCACCUCGCGGACGCGCCGGUCUUCGACGCCGAAGCCUUCUCGGACGUCUCGCUCGCGGCCAUGCAGACGUACACGGGCCGCUUGAAUGGCGUAAUGCGCGAGUUCGUCGCCCGCGCUGCCGAAGGCAAGAAGUUCCCGCACCUCGCCGGCCCCAACGACGACAGCCACGGCCUCAACAAGGUCCCGCUUCUCGUUGCGCGGUAUGCGGGCAAGCCGGAGCUCCUCGAUGUCGUGCGCCAAGCCGUGCUCGUGCACCAAACGACGCCUCUCGCAAUCGACGUCGCGAUCGCCGGCGCCAUCAUCUUGGAGGCGGUCGUCGUCAAGCAGAGCUCGAUCAAGGACGCGAUCACUGCGGCACGCAGCGAUGCUCGUGUGGAGGCUUCGGUGCAGGCGCUCAUCCAAGGUGUACUUGACGACGCGGUGGCAUCCUCGGACGUUCACGCGGCGGUAGCCAAGUACGGCAAGUCGUGCCCUCUCCCCGGCUCGUUCCAAAGCGGCCUCUUCGUGCUCCUCACGGACGGCCAGUAUGUGUCGUCGGUCACCAAGAACAUCACGGCCGGCGGCGACAACUGCGGUCGCUCGAUCUUUGUCGGGGCCGUGGCCGCGGCGGCCACCGAUUCGCCGACGCCGGACGCGUGGCAGCACAAGAUGACGCGUUUUGCCGAGCUGCACGCGCUCGUCGAGAAGGUCGUCGCCAAGAACCACUAAGUCUGUGGCCUCGUAGUACCGUAAUAUGAAGUCGAC
Messenger RNA from Saprolegnia parasitica CBS 223.65, 981 nucleotides. RefSeq lists its product as hypothetical. Bases 19 to 945 code for a protein of 308 amino acids. The record is from RefSeq and is a predicted model, not a curated record. NCBI's taxonomy places the organism in Eukaryota, Oomycota, Saprolegniomycetes, Saprolegniales, Saprolegniaceae. The transcript has a single exon.